This is a messenger RNA of Macrobrachium nipponense, 1074 nucleotides long. Its product is annotated as probable ATP-dependent RNA helicase DDX28. Lineage: Eukaryota; Metazoa; Arthropoda; Malacostraca; Decapoda; Palaemonidae. The transcript has 6 exons. Gene Ontology annotation, biological process: ribosomal large subunit assembly. Gene Ontology annotation, molecular function: nucleic acid binding; RNA helicase activity; ATP binding. Bases 337 to 1059 code for a protein of 240 amino acids. The record is from RefSeq and is a predicted model, not a curated record. Gene Ontology annotation, cellular component: cytosol.
CAGUCAUGUUCUUGAGGAGUGUGAUUUAGGAGUUGGGACUGAUGUGGACAGAGCAACAGCAGUCAUGUUCUUAAACAAUACCUCCUACCAUAGGAGUAAAUCUGUAUUAGGCAGUGGUUUGUAUCCUUGCAGGAACAAAUUGUAAAUUCAAGACAGAUACAUAAACCUGAAGUCUUUGAUGAUAAUCCCAUCCUCAAACAACCCCACAUAUUUGUCCUUGUUGUCAAAGGAAAAAGUAAUGCCAACAGACAAGGGGUCCCCCAACCCUUCACCUGCCAAUGAUUAACCACUACUCUACGAAGCUUUAACAACUGGACCAGCUUUCACUGAGGAUCAAUGAUGCAUCGAGUAUACUCUGGAUUGUCAAAGGUUCUUAGCCACUAUUCACCAAAGUCUGUGGGUAGGGUGGAUUUCAUAUUUCAGCCAUGGGUGAGGAAACAUUCAGCUUUAAAUGAAGGUAAAAUCAUUCAAAUACCAGUAACGAUGGCAAGAAAGAUAAAGGAAGCCGAGAUUAAAAAGAAGAAACAUGAACAAGAAAGGAAAAUUAAGCUGUCUCGACAGGGCAACAAAUCGGUUCCUAUCAUCUCAUGUAAAAGAAAGGAAUUUAAUCACUAUAAAGGUCAAAGCUACAGCAAAUUUGAAGAAGUUCCAUUGGCUUCCAAAGGAUGGCACCAUUAUAAAUCUGCUGGUGAUUACUUUACUAUCAACAGUUGGGGCAGAAAUCCAGCUUUUGAACAAGUGGAUGAUGAACCAAAUGACUUUGAUUCUCUAGGUCUUGGUAGAGAUUUGUUGACACAAAUCGCACAAUUAGGAUUUAAAAUGCCAACUAGUAUUCAGGCUUUAGCUAUUCCCCAUAUCAUGGAGGGUAAGAAUACUUUAAUUACAGCUGAGACAGGGAAUGGAAAAACGGUUGCUUUUCUUGCCCCAUUGCUGCAGCAAAUUGCAAAUUAUAAAAAACUUACCAGAGACUUUCCUAUGAACUCUCCCUUAGGUUUAAUUAUUGUUCCUGGCAGAGAAUUGGCAGAACAAAUUCAUGUGAGUAUGUUUCUUAUGCUAUGAAUUUUCUGAGUGAUG